This is a messenger RNA of Hypomesus transpacificus, 2053 nucleotides long. Its product is annotated as testis-expressed protein 264. Gene Ontology annotation, biological process: protein-DNA covalent cross-linking repair; reticulophagy. The coding region runs from base 270 to 1211 and encodes 313 amino acids. Gene Ontology annotation, cellular component: replication fork; nucleus; endoplasmic reticulum membrane. Lineage: Eukaryota; Metazoa; Chordata; Actinopteri; Osmeriformes; Osmeridae. The transcript has 4 exons. The record is from RefSeq and is a predicted model, not a curated record.
AGGGGAACAGGGGCACUGAAUUCUCCGGAACACAGGCAACCUAAACGGAAAUAUUAUACUUGUUUAGGGAAAUAAAGCAGGCACUGGCAGAAUUUCUAGUCCGCUCAAAGAAAACGGACGAAAUUGAUUGGCGAAAGUUAGAAAAAUCAUGAUGCCAGUGGAAAUUAGGUGUUUAUAUGGUUAAUAGCUAUAGCCAAUUGGUAUCUAAAAACAUUUUGAUCCGACUGUCAGAAAUAUCCCCACCAAACUUGCUAGCCAGCUAGCUGAACAUGUCAGAAGAAUGGGUCAUUUUAUGUGUGAUCAUUACCCUGCUAUUAAGUCUUAUUUUAACUACACUAGGGUACGUCAUGUACUCGGGACUUAUGUCGGAGAUCAACAUCCGGACGGGUUCACCGCCAAUCAAGAAUAUCACAAUUGCCUACAAAUUUAAACAGGGACCAUACAAAGAUUGUGGACAAGUUUUUACUGAAAGUUGCAGUAUUGGACCCAAGCUCACGUGUCUUGGGGUGUUUUACGAUGAUCCCAAAAAGGUGUCGAAGCUGAAGUGUCGCUAUGCCGUGGGCAGUAUCCUGAGUGAAGGAACUGGCAGUCCCAGUGAGGAGCUGCUCCAGCUCUAUCAGAAGUUUGGCUUCCAGAUCUUUUCCUUCCCAGAGGUCACCCAUGUGGUCACCACUUCCGUCCCCCACAGGACCCCCCUCUCUGUGCUGCUGGGGGUGAGGCGGGUCUACCCUCGGCUUCAUCGCUACAUCAAGGAGAGAAAACUGUGUGCCCACCCAUUCCUAGAAAUCUACAGGCAGGAUGUUAUCCAUUACAUGAGUCCUCUGGCCCGCCAGGGCGACUUCUACGUCCCGGAGGUGCGCCAGGUGGAGAUGAGGCUGUCGUCCGGGAACAAUUCCGAAGAUGACAGGAGCUCUGACAUCACAGGUGCAGACUCAAACAGUGAAUACAGCUCUGGGAGUGGUGUCUUGUUGUCAGACAGCAGAGAGUCCUCUCUGGCUCUCUCUAGAGAGGCCUCUGUGCCCCGCCAAGACCGGGGGCCCAGGGACCACCUCAGUGACCGCAGUGACUGCAGCUCCACCGCCUCCUCCUUUGAGGCGCUAGACACCGACGAGGUGGAGAUGGACCCAGAACAGGACCAGGACCGUAACACCAAACACCGGGGGGAGACCCCCGCUGAGGAGAGGGGGGUGGUGGCUGAGGAGGAGGAGUGAGGGGCAGGAAGCCUGGGGUGAGGGGCAGGAAGCCUGGGGCCCAAGGGGAGCAACCAGGGAGAGAAGGCUGAGAUGAGACCUGGACAGCCAUGUUAGUUAUGUAUUAUCAAUGGUUACUAUUGAUAAUAUGAAUUUCUGAUUAGACACAGCUGUAAAGGGAAUCACCUGGUUAUGUCUAUAUGAGUACUGUCCACAUGUGCUAACAGAAACAAGCCUACUUGAAAACAACUAGCCGAAAUAAAUCAGGUAACCUGAAUAUCUUGAAAUAAUCUUGAAAUAAUAAAUUGAUAUCUUAUUAAUAAUAAUACGUCUGCAUUGUAAACGCAUUUUACUUGAUGUUAUGUUAGUGUUUUACUGUUACCUACAUGGUAAAAUGGUCAUGAUUCCUCCGCUGAAUUGUAUCCAAUCCACACAACAAUCAGUUGUUUAAAUGUUAUUUUUGCCAUACAUCUUUACUACCUGCCAAAACCUCAACAUUGUGAUGUAUUUUUCUGCUGUAGAUAUAAAUAUUGCGACUGGGUAAGUGUAUGAAUGUUGAACAUCAGUAUUUUCCACAUAUCUUUUAAGAGCUCCCUUGUAAGCCUAUUUGGUUCAUUGUUUCAGCAGUAAAGACUAGGCUAGUAUGUGGUCAUAUUGACUCAAAUUUUAAAAUAUCCAAAUCUUGAAUCUUCAGAGUUAUGUGGAGAACAAAUCUUUUCUAGUAUCUUAUCUUUGUACUAGAAACUAUAGACCUCCAUGAAUACUGACCUGCCUUUGGACAUAUCACUAUAUAUGUGAACUGAAUUAUAUGUGUAUGUUUUCAUGAUUCGUUUUAUUAAAAUGUUUUAGUUUUUUUUUUUUAC